UUGCAGCUGAUUUUUGUGCCUUUUCAACCAUUGUGCCUAAUUAUAAGCUGACAAUGCGACAGCUAAUGAAACCCUAUGCGGAUACACUGUUAAACAAAUUCAAGUCACUUCAGGGCUCCAUAAUUAAUUUUCCCUUUUACUUGUGCUACAAUUCGAAGGAUGCGUUUCUCAAGGAUCAUGCCAAGAGCAUUAUGGCCUAUACUUACAUAUACAACAAACCAGAGGAUAUUAGACGCUAUAGCAAAUAUAUACAAAAUGAGGAAUACGUCAACAUUAUUAAGGCCUAUUUAAUGAUAUCAUUAAGUCAUUGCGAUGAAUCUCAAAGUGCCGAGUUCCAGCAACAUCAUGAGAAUCUCCAACAGAAUCUAUCCGAAUUUCAAGUGAAGCCCUUGGAUGUGCCACUCAAUGCCAUGACACUUUAUUAUACAAUCCGACUGCUGCUGGAUGAGAAUGAAUUGGCCAGGUUAUUUGGCUCCACAGUGCAUUGUAAUAGAACCGCAGCUUGGUUUAAUGUUGGCAAGGAAUCGCUCUUCUCUGCGAUGUCUCUACAUUUGAGCGGCAGUCGUUGGUCGCGGGAUAAGCGUAUUCAGAGCAUGUCGGUGCUGAUGUUCGAGCAGCCACAGAUCCUGAUUGAUCUGCUGACCACGCUGAAGACUGAUUGCUAUGAGGCGGUGCUUUCCAGUCAUUUGUUGCACUGCUUUUUCCUUUACUGCACUGUGGCGGAUGCGAUGCUCGAUGCUGUCAAGGAAUUGGAGUCGACAGGCAGCCAUAAUAAGAAUGCCACUUUACUGGAAGUUAGUUGUCCUUACUUUGUGCGGGAUAUUUGGUUCUUUGUCUGUCGUUUUCUGCUGCACACUAAAUGUGCACAAUUGCAGCGAGCAGGAUUGAAAUUUCUUGGAAUUAUGCAUUCUAAAGAAAGUUUUGCAUUGCACGAUAGUUCAACACGUUUGGAUGAGAUAGCCAAGCUAUUAAUGUCCUUAACCCAGCACAUGGAGACCAAGCAAUUGAGACAACUGGCUUCAACAGCAUUGAAAACAUUUAUUGAAGUCCACAGGCAACAACUCAAUAUGCAAAUCCUGCUGGAGGAGAACUGCGAGUGCGAAUAUCUACAGUCGCUGCAACAGUUAAUUGACGCCGAUCUGCCAAGAGUUGGUGGCCUAGGAGUCGUUGACUACAUAAGGGCAUUCCUGAAACCCAAUCGACUAGACGGUCGUCUACACGGACUGCAGGAAUAUAUUGCCGAGCACAAAAUGGAGCUGCAACAAGAGGAUCAGCUGCUCUUUCAGCUCAUCAAUCGGCUGAUUCGCAUGGUGCGGGAUUCACCGAAGCAGGAGAGCAGCAUGGAUGCCCUCAAGUGUCUAGCCGAGAUUGGACCACUGAAAAUGCAAAACAAUUCGUAUUACUUUCAGACCGAUUUUGAUGCCUUUGAUCAGUCCAAUGAUGAGCCAAUGGAUCAAUUUAUUCGCGUCAUUAUGGAAACACUGGACAAGCAAUUGUUCCACUUCAAUACCAGCACUCAGAAGGCGCUCAUCCAGGUGGCUGGACACGUGGUUAACAGCAACAGUGGCGCCAGAUUACACGUUAUGUAUCCGAAUUUGCGCAUUUUUUACCAGAAGCGCAACAAAUCGAGUUUUCUAAACUCCUUUCAAGGCAUUCCUGCCCUGGAUUGGGUGACCAUGCUGAAGUCUUGCGAGCAUUUGGACUACGAGCAAUGGAUGUGUGCCUUUAUGUGUCGAGUGUUCCAGGCCUGUGGCUGGCAAGGAUUCGAUGCAUUUGCCGCGAAUUCAUUUGAAUUUGCCUUUGCCUGCCUGCAGCCAUUUAUAAAACUGCUGCUGGCCAACAAGGAAUUGCAUUUGGAAAGUUUGUGCUCCAUGCUCGAUCAUUUCUUUGCCAGAUUCUGUGAGUUACAUCUGGGAAUUUAUCAGGAGAAGCGUGCCAUUAAACGAUUUCUGUAUAUGUGUGAAUGCAUUCGUCUCACUAACAACUGGAUUAUUCCCAUUAAUCUCAGCAAUGCAAUCAUGGCCAGCAAUCAUUGUCAGGCAUAUUUUCUCAGCAUUAUGUAUUUGGAACUGUGGGCCUGCGAGAUGAGGAAUACCCCAAAUGCUGACAUUCUCGACGACGACAAUUUUCAAAAGUCGGCGAAAAAGGCCUAUGAGUCCAUUGGCUGUCUGGAUGCCAUGUCCGGCUUUUUGAAUCCCCUACGUUCCCGCGUCGAUUAUCUAAGUUUGAAUAACAAUCUAUUUGGCUGUUGGCUGGAAUCGGAUAAUCUGGAUGUGCCCAACAGUGAGCUGUGUAUUAGCAUUAUGAAGAGCAAUGGAAUGUUGUCGUUGGCCAAUCUCCAGCAGCGUCGCCGACCACAGGAUGAGGUCGACUACGAGAUACUCUGGCGUCUGGGACAAUGGGAUGAGCUGGGAGCGGAGACUCAACACAAGCCGAAUACAUCCAAGAAUAUGGAACAGGAGUUUAAUAAGCAACACUAUUUGGCACUGAAGAGCAUUACGAAUCGGGAGGAAGAGAACACAGUGUCGGCUAUUAAAAAUGCCUAUCAUUGUGUAAUGGCUGUCCUGAGGGACAUCAGUGUCGAGUGUCUACAGUCUGUCUACAAAUAUAUGACCUGGUUGUGCACUCUACAGCAGGCUGAAGACUUUUCUCAGAUUCAAUUCAGCGCACAGUUGUCAACGACACAAUUGAAUGAGAUAUGCAACAAGUGGCAAACGGAAUUGAAUCUCACCUAUGGCAAUUUCAACUGCAAGGAGCACAUACUCUCCCAUCAGAUAGCACUCUUUAAAAUGGCCGGAACUCGGGCCAAUCGCCGUAUUCAGCAGUAUUACAAGCAGAGUCCCGUGGACAUGUAUCUGCUCAAGUGCAUCGGCGUCUGCAAGGAUGCCGGCAAGUUGAAUAUGGCCACCAAAUAUGUGGCAACGCUGCGUGCUCUGCCCAACAUCAAGGAGUCCACAAAGAUAUCAGCUUUGCUGGAGGAUGCGGAUGUGCAUGUGAAGACUGGGAAUUACCAGAUAGCGAAGGCGACACUGCAGCACGUGGUGAGCAACAGUGAGUUCCAAUAUUGUCUACAGCGAGUGCCGGCACUGCGGAUGCAGGGUGAAUUCCUGCUCAAUUCCAAUGCCCAGAGUUUGCCCUACAUCCUGAGUCACAAUUUCAACAAGUCCAUCAAGCUCUUGGAUCAAUUUGAGCUGCAUAAAUCGACGUUAAUGGCAAAAUAUCCCGAUAUUUUCAACUGGUCGCAAUUCGGCACAUUCGUGAAUGAUAAUCGAAAGGCAGCACAUGCGGCUAUGGCCAAAUAUGCGGAUCGGGAGUAUCAGCAGUUGCACAACUAUCGCAAUUCGCAGGAAUACAAAAUGAUAUCGGAUAUAAUACAACAGAAUCGAGAGCUAGCCGAUACGGUUUCCCAACGCGAACGAACCGAUCGUGAUCGUCGUGUGGGCGCCAUUCAUUUGAAUCGUUUUGCGAAGCACGACGAAGCCGAACUCCUCAAGAUCGAGGAUAAUCUCACGGAGCAUUUGUGCACAGCCGUCGAGCAUUAUAUUGCCUACUGUCAACUGGAUGCUGGCUGCUCCAGUGCCGAGAUCUAUCGCAUUAUAGCGCUCUGGUUCACCAACGAUCAGAACGCCAAAAUGCUGCUUAAAAUCAAUGAUUUAAUUAAGAAUGUGCCGAGUUACAAGUUCAUUUGUGCGCUCAAUCAAAUGGUUGGUCGUUUGAACUCCAAGAAUGCCGAUUUCCAUCGCGUGCUCGUCGAGGUCCUGGUGCGCUGUGGCCAGGAUCAUCCGCAGCAGACCUUCUAUAAGCUAUAUCCCUUGGUCUAUGCCUUCAUGGAUGGCAGCAACAGCAAUACACAACGUGCCGAUAUUGCCAAAAGGAUUAUUGCCCAGAUUUGUGAGGCGAAUCCAGCGAUUGUCGAUUGCAAUCGACAGUUUAACGCCAUGUUUCCAGCGCUCAUUGAUUUCGCCAAUACGUAUCUCGUAAUUGAACCAAAUGGCCGACCAACCGCCAAAGAAGUUCCCGAAAAACUUAGGAAAUUAAACAGCCUCAAACUGGACACUAUACACUGUCCCACAUUGUCGCUGUCGGUGCAGCCCAGCAAGCAAUAUAAUAUAAUAAGCAUGGUGAAAUGGAAGAAUGAGUUCACUUUGUGCGGUGGCCUCAAUGCACCCAUCAAGAUGUCCUGUCUCUGCUCGGACGGCGUGGUGCGUGCCCAGCUCAUCAAGGGCAAGGACGAUCUGCGUCAGGAUGCGGUGAUGCAGCAGGUGUUUGGCAUUGUCAACGAGCUGCUCAAAAGCGACUCGGAGUUUAUCGAGCGGAAGCUGCACCUGCGCACCUACCAGGUGACACCGCUUUCCAUGCGGAGUGGCAUUCUGGAAUGGUGCAGCAACACUAUACCGGUCGGUGUCUAUCUGGUGGGUGACAACUCUAGCGGUGCGCACAUGAAAUAUCAGCCCAACGGUUGGACCAACAAGAAAUGCCGCGAUAUGUCAAUGGCCGCUUUGCGUAAAAGCGACUCGGUUCGCAAGGCAGUCUAUGAUAAGAUUUGUGAGAAUGUGAAGCCGGUAUUCCAUUAUUUCCUGCUGGAAAAGUUUCCCAUACCGGGUGUCUGGUUCGAGCGUCGUUUGGCGUACAUCAACAGCGUGGCGACCACGUCAAUGGUCGGAUAUGUUCUGGGACUGGGAGAUCGGCACACCCAGAACAUUUUAAUUGAUCAGCAGACAGCGGAAGUGAUUCACAUUGACUUUGGAAUUGCCUUUGAGCAGGGCAAGAUUCAGGCCACAAAGGAGACGGUGCCUUUUCGCUUAUCACGCGAUUUUGUUGCACCCAUGGGAUUCUGUGGCACCAACGGUGUUUUCACCAAAUCCUGCGAGGCUAUCAUGCAUAUUUUGAGACGUUAUAAGCCGGUCUUCACCACCAUACUGGAGGUCUUGCUCUACGAUCCUCUCUUUAUUUGGGGCGUACUCGCAAAGGACCAAUCUCAGGAGUCGUCCAAGGAAUCAAAGAAUCUACUGGCACAACGAGCCCUUCUGCUGGUGCAGCACAAACUGGAGGGCAGGGAACCUGGUGUCUUGGACAAUACCAGUGUGGAGACGCAGGUGCAACGUUUAAUCAACGAAGCAACGUUGCCGAGCAACUUGGCCUUGUUAUAUCCCGGCUGGGAUCCAUAUCUAUGAUGCAGUUACUUGUCAGACAAACAAAACAUCACUGUUAUACCCAGUUGUUUUCUAUACAAAUAAUAAUAAAAUGUUUUACAGUGUACUUCAACUUGAUUUGCAAAAUGUAA
Messenger RNA from Drosophila innubila, 5284 nucleotides. It is a transcript of the gene tefu, whose product is annotated as serine/threonine-protein kinase ATM. Bases 54 to 5174 code for a protein of 1706 amino acids. Gene Ontology annotation, biological process: DNA repair. Gene Ontology annotation, molecular function: protein serine/threonine kinase activity; protein binding. Lineage: Eukaryota; Metazoa; Arthropoda; Insecta; Diptera; Drosophilidae. The transcript is spliced from 17 exons. The record is from RefSeq and is a predicted model, not a curated record.